AAACAUGGAAAUUGAUUUUUUUUUAUCUAUUUCUGUACAGUUAAAGAUGGUUCCACAAGCCAUUAUGGAUUUCACAGGAGCCAUUGAGCUGAAUGGGAGCCAUCUGAAAGCACACCUUCUCAGGGCGAAGUGUUACCUCGUAAUUGGACAAUAUGAGACAGCCAGUGAAGCAUAUUAUGAAAUCUACGCAAUGACUGGCAUACCAGAGUGUUAUCGAUUAUCUGAAGAAGCAUACAAUGCGGAGUGUAACCUCGAUUUUGCCCUCUUUACCCUAUCGCUGACUCGAGAUUGUUCAGUCUUGGACGUGAAGGAAGCUUUUCGUAGGGAGGCGCGACUGCAUCACCCAGAUCGCCAUGCGGGGGCCAGUAUUGAGAUACAAGAAAGAGAAGAGGAAACAUUCAAGCAGGUACAACGAGCCUGUCAAUUUCUCCUUGAUUUUCUGAAGAGGAAGAAUCGUUUCAAUAAUCACCAAGUGUGGUUUUUGAACACAGAUUAUUUUGAACUCUGAAUAAGCUCAAGUUGAUCCAAGAUCAACCAAUUUAAAGAACAACACUGACAGUGGGUACUAAACAAAAAAGUCAUGAUUUUAUCUUUUUUGGUCAUACUUACGCACAUGACUUACAUCCAUCUCACUAGUACCUCCUUAUUGAUAUACGCAGGUCGCACCCACUCAUCACAAACAUGUAAAUAAUCUACAUAAAUUAAAUCAUAAUUGUAAUGCUUCUGGCAAGCAAAUAUUUUAUUGUAUAAUACAACGUAACUGCAUGUUUUAGCGGUUAAAUAUGGAGAAUUAAAGCCGUUAAAUUAAUAAUUAAUUAAAUUAAAUUUUACCAUAGGUAAAUAGGCAAUA
Dendronephthya gigantea is the source of this 850-nucleotide messenger RNA. RefSeq names its product dnaJ homolog subfamily C member 7-like. The record is from RefSeq and is a predicted model, not a curated record. Gene Ontology annotation, molecular function: protein binding. NCBI's taxonomy places the organism in Eukaryota, Metazoa, Cnidaria, Anthozoa, Malacalcyonacea, Nephtheidae. The transcript is spliced from 6 exons. The coding region runs from base 5 to 508 and encodes 167 amino acids.